Penicillium bovifimosum is the source of this 870-nucleotide messenger RNA. Its product is annotated as putative oligosaccharyltransferase subunit ribophorin II. Gene Ontology annotation, biological process: protein N-linked glycosylation. The record is from RefSeq and is a predicted model, not a curated record. Bases 1 to 870 code for a protein of 289 amino acids. Gene Ontology annotation, cellular component: membrane; oligosaccharyltransferase complex. NCBI's taxonomy places the organism in Eukaryota, Fungi, Ascomycota, Eurotiomycetes, Eurotiales, Aspergillaceae. The transcript is spliced from 4 exons.
AUGCAUCUGUGGCAGGCCACUGUUCCUUUCUGCCUUCUGGCCGCGGCUUCCUUGCCUGGCGCCACAGCCACAGCUUGGGGCUUUACUGAUGCCACCGUGGCCGUUCAACCUAAGGGUGCUGGUGUGAAUGGAGGGUUCAAGGAACAAUUCGUUGCAUCUAAGCCGCUCUCCCGUCCAGUCUCCCUUGCCGGCGCCGAUACCCUACGCGUCACCUUGACAGCUCAGGAAGGAAGCUCCGCAAAGCGGCCAGAUCAGGCUUUCCUCCUGCUGAAGGAUGCCCAGACUGGAUUGGAUAUUUCUUACCCUUUCAACGCCAAAGAAAAUGGCAAAUCAAGAGUCGAAUUGACUCAGAAAGACCUCCCAAUUCAAUUCCUCUCCUUGUCCGACCCCGUUGAUGCGCGUAUCAUUAUUGGUGGAUUUGGUGGCUCUGCUGCAUACGACAGUUCUGCCUUCCAAUUGUCGAUUGACCGUAACCCCAACGAGCCCGUGCCAACCGUCGAGACUCAGCGAUACGGCAAGAAGCCCGAGAUCCACCACAUUUUCAAGGAGUCUGCGUCUAACCCGCCGUUUAUCAUUACUCUGGCAUUUGUUGCCAUGGUUGGCGCUGCUAUUCCCGCCCUUGCUGGCUUGUGGUUCUUCCUCGGUGCCAACAUUAACCACCUACCCUCCGCCCUUAAAUCUGCCCCUCUUCCUCACGCCGUCUUCCUCGGAUCGUUGGUUGCGUUUGAGGGAAUAUUCUUCCUCUACUAUACUUGUUGGAACCUGUUCCAGGUCCUCCCGGCGGUGGCAGUUGUCGGCGUGGUCGCGUUCAUCAGUGGCAGUCGUGCUCUAGGUGAAGUGCAGGGCCGACGCCUUGCUGGCCUCCGGUAA